Messenger RNA from Papaver somniferum (opium poppy), 744 nucleotides. RefSeq names its product mitotic apparatus protein p62-like. The transcript has a single exon. NCBI's taxonomy places the organism in Eukaryota, Viridiplantae, Streptophyta, Magnoliopsida, Ranunculales, Papaveraceae. Bases 1 to 744 code for a protein of 247 amino acids. The record is from RefSeq and is a predicted model, not a curated record.
AUGGUGUCAAGGAGGAGUCGCAGUCCUGAUUCGUCACAUGAGAGGGACAGAGACAGGAAAGGAAAGAAGCCUAAGGUCUGUUGUUCAGAUGAUGAAGCAGAGGCAGGAAGCUCCAAGGAUCCUCUUGCCGAGUCUUAUAAACUGAUUGAGCUCAUGACCCCGGAACAUUUGAAACAACUCCAGAAGUGUUUGAACAACUUCGUCACAUGUCAUGAAAUAGAGCUCAAAGUUAAAGAGGACGAAGCGGCACGCCGGAGGAAGGCUGCUGAAGAAGCUGCUAUGCAAGAGGAGUAUGACAAGUUCAGACAUGAACAGUUUCGUCGUACACAAGCAUUACUUGCAGCAAGUAUGCCGCGGUGUCCUCCACAAGUAGAUUUGCUGGCAUCUGAUACUAAAUCAUAUGCUGAACCAGAUUGGGAACCUUUUCAGCAUGUGCCUGAGUCAUACUCACCAGAUGAGGAGGUAGAGCAGCUCCCGCAGGCUGAUUUGGAGGAAGAAAUAGAAGCAGACAAUUGGAAUGACUUUCCCAUGGGGCCUGUUGAUCCAGAAGAGGAGGAGUAUGCUCAAGCACUAGUGGAUGCUGAAGAUGAAGAAGAUGACGAUGAAGACUAUGUUGAAGAUGAGACAAGUGAAGUCACCGACGAAGAUGUGGAAGAAGAGAAUGAUGAAGAUGAAGAAGAUGAAUCUGAGGAAUUGAAUGAAUAUGACAAUUAUGAGGAAGAUUCUAUAGAUGAUGAUGAAUGA